GUUUGCUUCCAGAGUUCGUAGACCAGGAGCCCCCGCGGUUGUCGCGCAGGUUCCCUCCAGCUUGGUCGGGAUGGAGCUGCCCGCCGUGAACCUGAAGGCGAUCCUCCUGGUUCACUGGCUGCUGACGAUCUGGGGCUGCAUCGUGUUCCCGGGCGCCUACGCGUGGUCCAACUUCACCAUCCUGGCCUUGGGCGUGUGGGCCAUCGCGCAGCGGGACUCCACCGACGCCAUAAGUAUGUUUCUGGGUGGCUUGGCGGCCACCAUCUUCUUGGACGUCAUCCACAUCAGCAUCUUCUACCCAAGGGCCAGCCUCUCGGACACAGUGCGCUUCAGCGCUGGCAUGGCCAUCGUCAGCGCCCUCCUCAAGCCGGUCUCCUGCUUCUUCGUCUACCAAAUGUACCGGGAGCGCGGGGCUUUCCUUGGACCUUCACAGGAGCACAGUGCCUACCAGACGAUUGACUCUCCAGAAGUGCCUGCCGACCUGGAGAGCAGGGCUCACGUCCCCCAAGGAUACUGAAGCCAGCCCUGCUGCACCUGGCCCCAGCCUAGGGACCAGUUUGACAAACUGCGGGGAGGGGUGAGAGGAGGCUGCAUCCCCUUCUUGGUGCCUUGGAUGUCAUCCUAGGGGUGCUCCCGUCCCCCGACCUUUCUUAGAACUAAUGUGGGAUGUGUCUCCGGUUCCCCAUCUCAGGGGUUGCCUGAAUCAAGUGCCCUGAGAGGCCAGGAGCCCCUGUGCACACCUGUCCCAAACUCCUCGAGGCCUCUCCUCCCUUCCAGGUAUCCCACUGGUGCCAGGCUGGGAACUGUGGUCGCUUUUGUCACCUCCACCCUUAGCUGCUCCGUGCAGGUCCUGGGUCGAGCCGUGCCUGAGCCCGGCGGGGUCAGGCCUCUAAGAGCCAGUGAUGCCCCUACCCAGCGCCUCUCCCGAAGUUGGCCAAGCCCUCCCGCAGGAGCUCUGAGAGCUUCUGGUCACACUGAGCCCCAGGAGUGCAGGGGUGAGGACCCCCGGCUUCUCACUGCCUAGUCACUUGGGGCCCAGGACCCCGGCACUAGAGGCUGGUGGUGUCUGCAGCCUCAGAGAUCCACCACAACCUCCAGUUGCCCUUCUCAGAGCCAUGGCAUUAAAGUUCAGGGAAUCCUGUAGCUGAGUGUGUUUUGAGCCACGUUUAAUCUCCCGUCAGGGCUGGAGCCUGGACUUGCCACUCCUGGGAAGAUUCCGGCGAAUCCCCAGGGCACCAGGCCUUAGGUGCCCGUUCUCUUGUGGCGGGAGGGAGCAGGGGCUCAGGACCAGCUGGGCCUGCUGUGUGCUCAGCUCCGGCCCAGCCGGGGCCCCGGCAGAGGAGGGCGCUGUUCAUUGCGGCAAAUGGGUGUCCGUUGCUCUGAAUUCAGAUGGCUCAGGUAUCGGUUUGAAUCCCACCCUACCCCUGACUGUGCGCCCCUCAGACCCCCGUGUCCGCUGGAGGAGGGCUAAUGCCUGCCCAGAGAGCCAUGACGCAGCUGAAAUGUAC
Messenger RNA from Kogia breviceps (pygmy sperm whale), 1508 nucleotides. RefSeq names its product angiotensin II receptor associated protein (gene AGTRAP). Gene Ontology annotation, cellular component: plasma membrane. NCBI's taxonomy places the organism in Eukaryota, Metazoa, Chordata, Mammalia, Artiodactyla, Physeteridae. Gene Ontology annotation, biological process: angiotensin-activated signaling pathway; regulation of blood pressure. The record is from RefSeq and is a predicted model, not a curated record.